AGUAGUGCAGCGUCCAGAUCACUAGGCUCCUCCACCGCUGGGGAACAACCGCCUUUUGUGUUCCCCCCCGCUGCAGUGGGGGAGCGCAUUUACCGUCGCGCCCAAGGGGGAGAAGCCAAGAAGUAUCCUCCAAUCAGCCGUCUGUGAUUUCUCUCAUCUUGUGGGGCUGCUGAUGGUGAUUUAUCACUGACCUGAGACAGGCGCUGCACUCUGCUCUAACACCACAACCACCUGGAAUCCUCCACCAUGGUUUUUAUUUCUUUUCUUAAACACAAAUGCCCUCCUGUGGAUAUUUCAGAUAGACUGACCAGAGGACAAAAGGAGGAUUAAAAUGGACUUACUGACUGCCAAUCUUGAAUUUCUUUUUUUUUCCUGCUGCAAACUGAAGAUGGACUAACUUUUACAGGUGCCACAAGAGGACACAAUCUCACAAUCAAAGCUUUAAAAGAAGAAUUUAGAAUUUUUUUCUGAAUAAUUUGUCACAUUUCAUGCUGUAUUUUAUUUUGAAAGCAUGGCAAGCUGAGGAUGAUUGCAGACACGCCACUGCUAUAACCAUGUAGGACUGAUUCUCAGGUAGAUAGAGGUAUAUGGUGAUUGACAUGCAAUGGAGACGGGGAGAGGGGGUGACAGUUGGAGCACACCUGCCUGCUGAGCGUGUCUGACACCUCGCUGUCGCUUGUUUAGCGCUCCGCUCUCCAGACUAUCAGCUUCCCCCAAGUUAUCAUGCUUCUCAGUGAGUGGAGAUAGCUUUUCCGGUGUGUGUAUAUGACUGUAUGUGUGUGUGUGGUUUGUGUUAGAGAGCCAGAGUUUGGGAUUACACUGCCUCUGGAAAGGAUACAGGUGUAGUGGAGCCUUGAAUGAGGAUUAGCAGCUCUUACACCUUGUCGCCAGCAGCACACGGGGCGAUGGACCUUUCAGACAAGACUCUCGAGUGUCACUGGAGGAUCGGAGAUAAAGGUUUAACAAAUGUGAUGAGACUCGGGGGGCGAGGAAGGGGACAGGAGGACAGUUGAGAAAGUUCUGUUGAGAUUUUGGUAUUCUUUUAAGUCAAGCUAUAACUGAAUGUGAGUGGAAGUUAGAGGCCAUUUAUAGUAGCUAUUCAAGGACAACUAUAAUAUAUCAUACAAAUACAAAUACUGCCUAAACAAAUGAAAUCUUUGGAUGUGCAUUGAUGAUAGCUGCGAUAAACAAUCUUGAUUUCCCCAAUAUCCCCGCAAAGCACGAAAUCCAUUUGAUCCAUGAGCUGGUUUGAUAUUGAUUUCUCCACACAGUCAGGAUAGAGUCUUGUCUGAUCUCUGCUUGAGAGGUCACUAAUUUAAUUAUAAUCCGUCAUUCAGUCUCGCCUAGAGCGGUCUUCCAGAGUGCUGACUGAGUACGCUGUGGAGAAUCAAUGGUCUAAUACUUGUCAUGAUAUCUGACAACACAUCAGAUAAACACAACGCACUCCUGCUGCAGUCUACUAUAACAAUAUCACAGUUUCGCCAUGUGUUAUUUACGCAUCUUGUGUUAUUUGAGAAAUGACUUCUCCACUGAUGGCAGUUCUGCUGACAGUUACAGGAAAUUUGGCAGCUCUUGUGCUUGUAGUUGAAAGAAGCAUGUGUUGUUGUCUGUCUUGAUGCAGGUGUGCGUGUUUUUGGGGCUUGUAUACCUGGCACAGGGCUUAUCGUUGCUGCACAGGGCUUAAAGAUCUAAGGGUGUGACAGGCACCACCUUGCACCACUUGACCUGCAAAACCCUAAAAGUUAAAUUAGGAAUUACCUGUAACAAUGCAUAGAGCCUGAAGUGUAGGACAAGAGCAGGGGAGUCCUGACAGGGUGUUCAGGAAGAAGUUAUCUCAACAGCCACACUCAGCUUUACUUCAACGAUCCUGGAAAGCAGAGGGGAAAGCAGGUGGGAAGCUUGGUGUGGGAGUGAGGAGGAAAAAAACAACAGGACUGAGGCAAGUUCUUUGAUAGCUGUAUUGUUUCUAUCUACCUUGUUCAAAGAGCAUCACUGAAAAUGUGCUGUUUGGAGGUUUAGCGCUGCGAGUGAAAAAACUCAGGAACAGCGUGGGGGAGUUCAGCUAGAGUUCUGCUGGGGGAAACCUGCUCUAUACUGCAGUUUUCAACACCAGGCAGCGAGGUUCACCUUUUGACAAGUCUGAAACAGCUGCCUGAUCUAUUUAACGACACAAGCACAAAACCUGCUGGACUCUUGGAAACAGCCUCUCUCACAAGAUUACAAGUGACACUGGACGAUCUACAACAAGCACAUGAACUUAAAGAAGCAGCAUUUUUGCCUGCGAUGGAGACAGAAACAAACAGGUGGUGUUGCAGCUCUGAAACUGUCUCCACAUCAGAUUUUACUCUGGAUUAUAACACUUGAAUCGUGAACAAGAAGAGGAGAAGACCCAAACAAACUGUGCAUCCGUCCCUGGCAGGGAUGUGUUGUGAACUCUGAGGAGGAGUAGUGUAGUGUGCCACAAGCCUGCGAAUGAGGGUGGGGCUCUCUCACUGCCACAGACAAAGACCUUGAUACAGAGAGAGUCCUGGUUUGAGAACUGGUGGUCAAGUGGGGCAGUUUUGGACCUGCACAGUCUGGCACCGUAUCAAAAGUCACGAUGGGGUGCAACAUGUGUGUGGUUCAAAAGCCCGAGGAACAAUACAGGGUCAUGUUCCAGAAGGGUCACAUAAACAACAUGUUGUGCUCUUUUGACGCUGCCGGUCGAUUAAAGGUGAAUGGAAAGGAGCUAUCCCACCUUUCUGGGGAUCCCACCCUGGACAUACGGGACCCCGUGCUGUCUAACAUACUGCGGCGGGGGGCCCGCAGACGUGCAGGUCUGGCGGGAGCCCCUGGAGGGCUAGUGCCAGUGACCAUGGGCAUGGCCGACUGUGUAGACAGCUGCACCCAGACGGACAUCAGCUUCCAGCAUAUGUUGACUCUCGGCAAGAGCAGCCAGCAUCCCUGCGGAGCUCCACCCCCACCCGACCCUCCGCCGUCCCCUCCACUACCGCCGUUACUGGAGCCGUAUCUAUUCAACGAACUCUUUAUAGAGCCCGUAUACUACGACCCCACUGAUUACUUCGACAUCACUCAGCAUGAAGUGGACCGGCAGGAUGAGCUGGAAUAUGAGGAGGUGGAGUUAUAUAAGUCUCGUCAGCAGGAUAAACUCGGGCUGACAGUGUGUUACAGAACCGACGAUGAGGAGGACCUGGGGAUAUAUGUAGGAGAGGUGAACCCAAACAGUAUCGCAGCAAUAGAUGGACGUAUCCGCAAGGGAGACAGAAUACUACAGAUAAAUGGAGUGGACAUCCAGGACAGAGAGGAGGCAGUAGCUAUUCUCACCAGAGAGGACAGCACUAAUGUCUCCCUGCUCCUUGCACGACCUGAGAUAGAGAAUGACAACCAGUUGGACCCAGAUGAGCUGGACCUGGAGCCACUGGACAACGCUGUUCACCUGCCCUGCAGCCACAGACUGAAGAACAGCACCUCUGUCUCGGGUGCUGGACCGGGUGACCUUGUUGAUGGGAGUGUACUUGGUAAUCAUGGUCACUCAAUAAACAGGGAUUCACCUGAUUUGCUCCAGACUGUGCUGAGCAACAGCCAGGAGCUGGACAGUGGGGUGGGCCGUACAGAUGAAAGCACACGCUAUGAGGAGUCUUCAGAACACGACCUUCUGGGAGAUGACCACACUAGUGCCUCCAAUACGAACGCCACCAAUACACCUGGCAGCAUGCGCAAGUUUUUGUCUGGUCGAGGGGACACUCCACCCUUGCUGCACUCCCAAGACCUCCAGUUCAGCACUGACUCUCUCUUAGGACUGGACUGUGUUAACGGGGGAGGGCUGGAACACAUGGAACGAUUGGAGAGGACCUACAUGGCAGAUCCAAUGAGGAUGAUGAUGCCUGGGCUGACUGAGGAAGAGUGUGAGAGGUACAAAGAGCUCCUGGAAAUCAAGUGUUACUAUGAGAAGAACAGUAAUGCUCUGAUGCUCCUGGGAGAUCAGGGGCCGGUACCAGAGGAAGGUGGUGUCUCACUGGAUGUGAACAGGAAUGAAAGCCUGACGCAGCAUGAGAUGGCCCUCCUGGAGGAAGAACUACGCCACUUGGAGUUCAAGUGUCGUAACAUCUUGAGGGCACAGAAGAUGCAGCAGCUGAGGGAGCGUUGUCUGAAGGCUUGGCCUCUUGAGGACAAGAAUGGAGCAAGUGCAGGGGCUGGAGCAGGACGCUUGGACAUUACUGGUACUCUGGUCAGCGAGGAGACCUGUCACCACGCUCUGUCAGACAUCAAUGAGCUCCCUGAGAGGGAGCGCUCUGAUAAGGACAGUACAAGUGCAUACAACACUGGAGGGGAAAGUUGCAGGAGCACCCCUCUGGUCAAUGAACAGUAUCCAUCACCCUCUACACAGAGCCUGGAGAGAGGAGAGCCUCUUCUCCAAGCUGGUACACAGUUUCCAACCUCCACUAGGCAGAGAGGUAGCCGGGCUGAAAGAGGGGACAGGACACAAGCAAACCUCAACCAACCCUACUCUCCCCACUCUAACAGAAGACGAGCUGAAGCUAAGACGUCCAGUCCUGGAGCUAAGGUUAGGUCUCUGCCUCGGGAUAGAGGGACCAGGCGGGGCUCAGAUGGAGAGGUGAGACGUAACCCCAAAGCUAACGGGACAGCUGAGAGGGCUGGUGGAUACAGUGCAGAGAACAGUCCUUACCUGUCCCGCCGUCACACUGACACAAAGCCGCCCCAGCACUACCUGAGCUGCAUGCAGCUGAGGUCUCCUUCCACCUCUGAGCGCCUUAAUGGUCUCAGAGACACUCCCAGAGAGGGCAGCAUGGAGACUUGGGGCGACGCCAGCCCAAUGAGCUUGGGGAGCACAUGUAAAGACAUUGUCCAGGACCCAAGUGCUGUACCCUUGUCCCCUCCACUGUUGCCUGCAUCCCCUCGUAUGGAGUGGAAGGUGAAGAUCCGCAGUGAUGGCUCUCGCUAUGUGGCCAAACGCCCAGUGAGGGAUCGCCUCCUGAAGGCACGCGCCAUGAAGAUCAGAGAGGAGCGCAGUGGCAUGACCACGGAUGAUGAUGCUGUGAGUGAGAUGAAGAUGGGCCGUUACUGGAGCAAAGAGGAGCGCAAGCAGCAGCUGCUGAGGGCCCGAGAGCAGCGGCGCCGCAGGGAGUUCAUGAUGCAGAGCCGCCUCGACUGUUUGAGAGAGCGUGACAGGGACCAGGGCGGCAGCGGGGGAGGCCAGCAGGGGUCGACACAGCAGCAGGAACCCGCAUCCAUCCUGGAGCUGUGCCACCGCAGGAGCAUGAAGAAGCGGAGUCGCAGAAUCCUGGACAACUGGAUCACGAUACAAGAGCUACUUGCCCAUGGGACCAGGUCUGCUGAUGGGAAGAAAGUCUACAACCCCCUGCUCUCUGUCACCACAGUCUGAGAUCACAUCGGAGGCAGAUAGGGAGGGAGGGAUAAAAAAAAGUGCCAAAGUGUUUUGAUAGGACGAACAGAAGCUGCUUCACACCUUGGCACAAAUAUCUGUCUGCAGGGAUGCAGCAGCACUCUGAAACACAAAGUCUGUGGGGGUAAUAUUAAGUAGCAUACCUUAAAUGCAGUGGUGUAGUGGUGGUUGAUGAGGUGGGUGUACUACUAAGUAGACAGGUUGGUUACCAAGGAGGAAGUGGGGAUACUCUUCUAUGUACUCCAAAGGCUUUUUGGGUGUUAAGUGGAUAUACUGUUAUCUGCCAGAAAAAGAGGCUGGUAUCCCCCAUGAGCCUGUGAUACCCUCCACUACACCACUGCUUAAAUGCCCCAACCUAAAAUGUUCAGAUUGGAGGAAAGCUCAUGACUGAGACUGACAGGGUUUGUGUGUCUGAUAACAUUAUGUAUCGUCCCAAACAGGAAGACAGUAGCCUACACACUUUCACAAUACUGUUGUAUUGAAGCUGCAUUUUGACAUUCAGCCUUCCAUUAUCACAAAUGCAGAUUUACAGCAGUCAUAAACUUCACAAUAAACAAUACACUUAACCCCACUUCCAAUUCAUCUGGUUAAAUGGACCGAAACCAGCCAGGAAAAACGCUUUCAAGCCAUUUUCAUGAUGCUUUACCUCUCACAUGUGUAGAGCGUGAUCCAUUGUAUCCUGCACAGAAGUCUGUACUAGCUUGUCAGAUUUAAUUUUGGACAUCACUGUCAAUGCACAAGGCGAAAAAGAAGGGUGGACAAGUGGACAGUCUAAAGGCCCAGACACACCAAACCGACAUCAUAAGGUUGACUGUUGCAUUGCCUCACAUCGUCUGUGUCUCAGCUAAAAAGUUGCACUUGAGCAAACCGCAAAUACUACAGCCAAUGGCCAACUAGCACAUAGGUACGCAGGUGGCGGUAGUCUGUAUCAGGUCCACUGGAAGUGCACUGGGCUUUGAAGCCAAUUUUGUAGCGGCCAAACUGUGGACUUACAACAUCCGAGUCCCUCACGAUUCAGUUGGGGCCAAAAAUACUUUUUCCCAUAGACUUACAUUCUGAAAGAAAGGUUGUAAACCAGUGUAUGAUUUUUUUUUGAGCGGCAAAUCCUAUGCUAAAUGAUUCGUUUCACUAUCAGAAUUUGAUCCAUUCGGUCUGAUAACAUUUGUAAAGUCUAGAAGAGCUGCACGAUUAAAUCAUUUUAUCCCCAUUCAAGUUCGCGGAGAGCUAAACCAUAAGUAGCUUGGCCAGUGAAAGUCUCUUGCGCUUGCUGUGUGGGCUCAAUGAUACAAGUAUGAAUGGCUGCAGCUGAAGCAGCUAUGUGACCCACCUACAAGAUACAUGACUCGCCCACCAUAUUUAGGUUCAGCCCCCUUUGCUCCUUAGUCCGGAAGUGGAAGUCCCCAAGACAAUGCUAAAUAAACAUUUAGCAAGCUAUGAAGUUUUAGGUUAAAAGAGAGGCGAUGAAGGUUAAGAUUAUAGUUAGGUUAAGGGUUACAUGUCAUUCCUUAUAAGGUGAAUCAUGGCCCCUUCAUAUAAUGAACAUAGUAAAUUAAUAAAGUAGAUUACUGCUAUGUUCAGCCUAUUAAUUCACUACAAUGUUGCGUUGUAGCGAGGUUCAAACAACCGUCUUGUUAGAGGGUUUGCCUCGCACUGGUGGUGGGCACAGUUUGUAGGGGCCUGUCGUGUAGGCUACAAACAGAAUGUAGCUGGGGCUUUACAUGUCUCCGAAGAUGCAAAAGCAGUGCUGAUCAUUCGGGUAAUUUUAUAUGCAGCAGUUGAACAUUUUUAGCUUCACAAGCCACUGAGCAGCUUUCUUAGGAAUGAACAGGUUCUCACCUCCAACGCUGUGUCCAGUUCUCUUUAUAAAUCCCUGGUCUAUAAUUGUCAUUAAACAAAGGAAACUGGGAGACCGAACAAUAACACAAACACUUACGAACUAUAUCUGCGAAAGAGCUCAGUGGCUAAAAACAUAAUCUUAUCUAAUACAGCGAGUUUGUUUUGAUCUUUUUUUUCUUUCCUCAUUCCUGUUUCUUCUCUUGUGCACUGAGCUUCUCUCACCAACUGGCUCUGCCACCAAUUCAACAUGCUGAAUCAGCCAAAAAGCCGUCAACAAGGGCUGAACAGAUCCAGUGGCGCAGGACACACUACAAAAUCUAUGGCGACAGAUGCUCACUGAUGGCCGUCGACUGACAGUCAGCCUGGUGUGUCAGGGCCUUUACAGACAGGAAGAUUACAUAUUCAGAGGGAGUCCAUUUAAAAAUACACCCCCACUCCAGAUCUGUCUUCUUACAUAAAGGAGAGAUGGCACCACCUGCUGUUUCUCCAUUAGAGGAGUGGUGCAUGCUGGUAAUCUUCGCAGGCCUCUACAUUUUCAUGGAGGACAGAAAAGAGAAAAUCAAAAGUGGGGCUCAGAACCAUGCAGCUGUGAAAACAUUAAGAGAAAAAGCCACUUCUGUGCCAUGAAGCUGUAUAUUUAAUGUCCAUGAGGACUUCUGUUCAAGCACAUUUUCAGAAUAACAUUGUGUGCCAGUUAAUGUAGUUACUUUUUUUUAUUCUUGUAGUGUUAACGUACAAAUGCUCCUUUGUUCUGAUACAGGAGAUGCAACAUCAGACCAGAUGCUUUUUGAUAAUGAGGAGCUGAGCGGUGCCUUCUUUUCAGGCAGACUUUGACUGUAUAGCACAAUUUUCAAAGUGGUACAAAAAGGCUUAAACGCUGUAGCAGAGAAGGUAAACACUGAAGCACAGAGCAACUAACAGGUUUUGUUUUUAAAGAGAAGCACAUCAUGUCGAACAAAGCACAGAAAACAUUUAAUGUUUCAUUCAAAGAGGCACAUUUGCCAUUUAAGUGAAUAAAGUAUCAUUUUCCUCAUUUGCUGUUUCACAAAUGCAAAAUGCUUUUUUCAGACCAAUAAGUUUUGGUCUGUAUGCAAUAUAAUUAAUUCAGUACUGACUGUGAACAAGGCUAUUUCAUUGCAAUUAAAGACUAUUCUUAGCUACAAAAAACACUCUGUUAAUUGGGUCUGCAGCUACAUUCACAGCAGAUUUUUCUACAUGUUUCCUGUCAGAUGUGUCAUUCCCAAACUUCACUUUUAAUUAUGUGCUCUCAGAACUAGCCUCUGGAUAAUUACCCAGCGGAAGUACCUAUAAUGACAAUAACAGCCAAGAGGGGGGUGUUUAUAAAACCCUGUGAACAAAAGCUGAUUUUUCAUUUGGCUUACAUGCAUGUUUGAUAUUGAGGCAGAUUGAUUUUUUUUCAUGUGUGAAAAGCCUUUAACAUACUGUAACUGUGGAUGUGUCUUUCUAUGAACUUGCUUCAAACUCUAGCAUAGUUAAAGGAAACAUGGUGUACUUGUUCAAUAUUGUGAUGUCCGUUCUGUGUCUGCCAUUUUACAGUGAAAGCUUUUCUAAAU
Messenger RNA from Epinephelus lanceolatus (giant grouper), 8835 nucleotides. Its product is annotated as PDZ domain-containing protein 4-like. The record is from RefSeq and is a predicted model, not a curated record. Lineage: Eukaryota; Metazoa; Chordata; Actinopteri; Perciformes; Serranidae. Gene Ontology annotation, molecular function: protein binding.